Messenger RNA from Argentina anserina (silverweed cinquefoil), 1737 nucleotides. RefSeq names its product cytochrome P450 CYP749A22-like. Gene Ontology annotation, molecular function: monooxygenase activity; iron ion binding; heme binding. The coding region runs from base 60 to 1619 and encodes 519 amino acids. The record is from RefSeq and is a predicted model, not a curated record. The transcript is spliced from 5 exons. Lineage: Eukaryota; Viridiplantae; Streptophyta; Magnoliopsida; Rosales; Rosaceae.
AGCAAAGUGAGUACUUCAAGAACAAUAGUGGACUACUCUCACUGAGUGAACAAACCAAUAUGAGCAAAAUGAUUUCUUUGGGAGGACUAGUGGUCACGAUCUCAAGCUUUCUAUGUGUAUUUCUUCUCUUAGCUCUGAUCAAGAUCUUCCACAAGCUAUGGUUGACUCCGAUUCGCACACAGAAACUGAUGGCCUCUCAGGGAAUCAAAGGCCCUUCAUACAGAUUCAUCCAUGGAAACACCAAAGAGAUCUCCAAGAUGAAAAGAGAAGCCAUGAGCAGAAGGCUCACGAGCUUUUCCCAUGAUAUAUUUUCUCGAGUCCAACCUCAUAUCCACUCAUGGAACAAGACCUAUGGGAAGAAUUUUGUUCAAUGGUAUGGUUGUCAAGCUCAGCUGGUGGUUUCGGAGCCCGAAUUGAUCAAAGAGAUACUGAACAAAAAGGACACCUAUCCGAAGAGAAAGCUCACACCAUUGACAAAGACAAUAUUUGGAGAAGGUGUAGCCACAACCAACGAUCCCAAAAAAUGGGAGAAAUUGCGAAAACAAGCCAACCAUGCCUUCCAUGGAGACAGCUUAAAAAGCAUGAUUCCUACAAUGAUAGAUUGUACUGAGACGAUGCUACAGAGAUGGAAAAGCCAUGAGGGCAAAGAGAUUGAGGUGUAUCAAGAAUUCAGAUUGCUGACUUCUGAAGUGAUUUCGAGGGCAGCAUUUGGCAGUAGCUAUUUAGAAGGGAAGAACAUUUUUGAUAAGUUCAACAAGCUAUGCUCCCUGUUACUCAAAUCUUCUUUAAAUAACAGAUUUUCUGGCAUCAGCAAGUUUUUCAAAUCCAGCGAUGACAUUGAAUCAGAGAAGCUUGAUAAAGGAAUACAUGACUCCAUAGUAGAGAUCAUUAAGAAAAGAGAAAACGAGGCAAUGACUGGAGAAGAUGACAACUUUGGGAGUGAUUUUCUAGGAUUGCUUUUAAAGGCUCAUCAUGGUGCCAAUGACAACCAACGGAUUUCGGUUGAAGAAUUGGUUGAUGAGUGCAAAAUCUUUUACUUUGCUGGACAUGAAACCACUAAUUCUUUGCUUGCUUGGACCAUCCUUCUUCUGGCACUCUAUCCUGAAUGGCAAGAACAAGCGAGAAAGGAGGUCUUACACUCGUUUGGCCAACAAAUUCCAGAUCCUGAUGAACUUGCCAGCCUAAAAAUAAUGGGUAUGAUCAUCAACGAGACUCUACGGUUAUAUGCUCCGGUUAUCUCCUAUGAAAGGAAAGUUGAAAGGGAGGUUAGACUGGGAAAGUUGAUAGUUCCUGCUGGCCUUGAUUUGUACAUUUCCAGUUUAGCACUUCACCAUGAGCCUCAAUUCUGGGGAGAAGAUGUACAUCUUUUCAAACCAGAGCGAUUCUCCGAAGGUGUUGCUAAAGCUACUAAUAAUAACAUAACCGCAUUCUUGCCUUUUGGAAUGGGACCUCGAAUCUGUCCAGGGUUGAACUUUGCUACCAUUGAAACCAAAAUAGUUCUUUCAAGGAUUCUGCAGAACUAUUCCUUCACCCUUUCCCCAGGUUAUAUCCACUUGCCCUAUGAAAACCUCAUUGUUCGCCCACAACAUGGUGUUCAAGUAAUGCUACACUUACUGUGAAGUGUGAACAGAGAUCAAACACCAGCAUUGCUCAUAAUAAUUUAAGACUCUACACAGACAUCAGUGUUUAUCUUGUCAAUUUUGAUAUGAUAUAAUGAGAUAUCUCUGAUUCGUUGUG